Messenger RNA from Gossypium raimondii (Peruvian cotton), 3027 nucleotides. Its product is annotated as scarecrow-like protein 30. NCBI's taxonomy places the organism in Eukaryota, Viridiplantae, Streptophyta, Magnoliopsida, Malvales, Malvaceae. Bases 334 to 2496 code for a protein of 720 amino acids. Gene Ontology annotation, cellular component: nucleus. The record is from RefSeq and is a predicted model, not a curated record. The transcript is spliced from 3 exons. Gene Ontology annotation, biological process: regulation of DNA-templated transcription. Gene Ontology annotation, molecular function: sequence-specific DNA binding; DNA-binding transcription factor activity.
CCCUAUUUAAAAAUUAAUUUUCUUAUUGUCCAGUGAGUCUGUUCUUUUUCUUUAUAACUCCAACAAAGGUUUACCUUUGUCUCCCCUUUUCUCUCUUUUUCUCUGUAAGAUUCUCAGCUCAGGUAUUUUUGAGAAGGAACAUAGUAGUUUAUUGUUGGAACUUGUGUUGGUUUUUUGGACAAGGAACAGUUCCUAGAGGGGAGGCGUUGGAUUUGAGGUUGGAAUUUUCUAGGUUUUAUUUUGGGUUGUCAGUUUUUGAACUUGAAAGUGAAGAGCUUUGAUAGUUCUGAAAUUCGGGUUUCGGUUUUUUAUUGCUUUGUGAAGCGUAUCAUCAUGGAUCCGUCGUUGCAGGGGCUUUACAGUUCUGUUGAUAGAUUCAGAGUAAAUGAUGAUACUUUGUUAGCGAUAUCGAGCCAGAACUUUAAUAACGGGUUUAAGAAUGAAACUUUUGCUGGUAUUCCUCCUUUGCAACCUGCUACGAUUCCGAUAAAUUUGCGGCCUUCUGCAAGUGUGAACGAGCCCGAGGAUUAUGACUUUAGUGACUUAGUUCUUAAGUACAUAAGUGAGAUGUUAAUGGAAGAAGAUAUGGAAGAUAAGACCUGCAUGUUUAAAGAGUCUUCAGCAGCCCUUCAAGCUGCCGAGAAAUCAUUUUAUGAGGUUCUCGGAGAACAGUAUCCACCUUCUCUGGAACCCGAAUUGAAAUAUCAAAACCAUGAAAGCUCGAAUGAACUUCAUGGUCAUAGUUGUUGCAGUUGUAGUAGUGCUGACGGUAACUUACUCAAUCUUCCGUCCAACUAUGAUUUAGGCAUGCAAAUGUCUUUAAACUACAGUUCUCAGGCCAAUUCAUCCCAUAGUUCCGGGAACAGUGCUGGUAGUCUCGUAGAUGGCUUUACAGAUUCUCCGGUGAGUACUCCCCGGCUUCCUGAAAUAUUUGGUGAUAGUGAGUCAGUCAUUCAAUUCAGAAAAGGGUUUGAGGAAGCAAGUAGGUUCCUUCCGAAUCGUGGAAACUUGUUUGUCGAUGUAGAGAGUGACGGACUGUUUCUCAAAGAGGUGAAGGAAGAGGCUAAAAGUGUGGUAGAGAAGGUGGAAAAUGAGUUAUUGCAGGACGGAUCGAGGGGAAAGAAGAAGCCUUAUCCCGAGGAUGUGAAUUUAUACAACGGCAGGAGUAACAAGCAGUCGUUGGUUUAUACUGAAUCCACUGUAAGCCCGGAAAUGUUUGAUACAGUGUUACUGAAUUGUCAAAGCGUAGCCGACCUUCAAAAAGUUUUGCAACACGAAACAAACAAGAAUGUGCAACAGAACGGACAGUCAAAAGGACCUACAGGUGGGAAGGCACGUGCGAAGAAAGGUAAACGGAAUGUGGUGGAUUUGAGGACUCUGUUGACUCUUUGUGCACAAGCUGUUGCGACCGAUGAUCGGAGGAGUGCAAAUGAGCUGCUGAAGCAAAUCAGGCAGCAUUCUUCGCCUAUGGGUGAUGGGAUGCAACGGUUGGCCCACUAUUUUGUCGAUGGUCUAGAGGCACGCUUAGCUGGCUCCGGGACCCAGAGUUACAAUCCUGUUGUCACGAGACCGACAUCAGCUGCUAACAUUUUGAAAGCUUACCAUCUGUUUCUUGCUGCAUGCCCUUUUAGGAAGCUCUCGAAUUUCUUCUCAGAUACGACGAUAAUGAAUCUUGCGGAAAAUGCAGCUAGGCUUCAUAUUAUUGACUUCGGUAUUCUAUAUGGCUUCCAAUGGCCUUGUCUUAUACGGCGUCUCUCAUCUAGACCGGGGGGACCGCCUAAACUAAAGAUCACAGGGAUCGAUCUUCCGCAACCUGGUUUCCGGCCAGCAGAAAGGGUUGAGGAGACAGGGCGUCGUCUUGCGAACUAUGCUGAGACUUUCAAAGUUCCGUUCGAGUUCGAUGCAAUUGCACAAAAAUGGGACACCAUUCAGAUCGAGGACAUAAAGAUUGAAAGUGGUGAAGUGCUUAUUGUAAACUGCAUUUACAGGCUUCGGAAUCUGCUCGAUGAGACUGUGGUUGUGGAGAGUCCGAGGAAUAAAGUUCUGAACUUGAUGAGGAAAUUGCAUCCCGAUGUUUUCAUACUAGGGAUCGUGAACGGCGCCUACAGUGCUCCAUUCUUUAUUACGAGAUUCAGGGAGGCUCUCUUCCACUAUUCCACUUUAUUCGAUAUGCUCGAGACUAAUGUGCCCCGUGAAAUUCCGGAACGGAUGCUAAUCGAGAGAGAGAUAUUUGGGUGGGAGGCAAUGAAUGUCAUUGCAUGCGAAGGUGCUGAAAGAAUCGAGAGGCCCGAGACAUACAAGCAAUGGCAGGUUCGGAAUACAAGGGCCGGGUUCAGACAGUUGCCACUGGAUAAGGAGAUGAUGAAGACGGCAAAGGAGAGAGUCAAUACAAACUACCACAAGGACUUUGUAAUCGACGAGGAUAACCAUUGGUUGCUUCAAGGGUGGAAGGGACGGAUUGUUUAUGCACACUCGUGUUGGGUGCCUGUCUCAUAACCGCAUACUUUUGAACUACUCAAGGAAAGGCAAAGUCUUGCAAAAUCAGCUGCAGCCUUUUUGAUGGUUACGAUCCAGUGAUGGAUUUCACAUAGACGGAGAUAAGGUUAGGUUACGUAAGAUCAUUGCUGGUGCUUAUUCUCAUGCUGUUAGAGACUGAAAUGCAACAUGUACCAUAUCAUUUCGGCGGUUACCUUAUGGCUGGAGGUCAUUGCAUUGAUGCGCAUAACACGUAAAAUGUAUCCGGGAAUAACGGCAGCAACGGUAACGCAAAUUCUUAACGAAACAGAUACGUAAUUAUAUUAAAACCUAGCUGUUUAAGGGAAUGGUAAUGAUAUUUAAGUAUGUUGUAUGCACAAAAAUAGUGAUUAUUCUGUUUGCUUCAAAGUUGUAAAUUUUAUUGUCAAGUUACUCGGACUUUGAUGGUAAGUUUCUGGUAUAUGUCUUUGAUAUGAGUAAUUUUUUUAAAAAAGAAUUAUGUAUUUGGAAGAUUUUUAAAAAUUAUUAUAAUUUUGUAUCAUAUAUGUUGAA